CUUACCCUUUUUAUUAUUAUUAUCAUUGACAUUAUGGCACAACAACCAAAGAAUGAAAUCUUGGAAAAGAAUGAAAUUUUAUCCAAUGAAUUACAAAAAUUAUUAAAAUCUCAAAACACUCGUCUAGAAUUAUACAAAGAAUUUGAUCUCGCAUUUAAAGAUUAUAUGAACGGCAAAUGUCCUGCUGAUCAAUAUCAUUCUAUUUGUAAAAUUGUGACUGAAGGAUUUCAAGAUGUAUCUUUAGAGAUCCAACAUGUCGAAAAGAAUGUCUCUGACAAAGUUAUUGCCGGUAUGAUUCGAAGUUUACAAGAAGCUGAAAAAGAGAAAUUAGAAAAGACAGUAAAACUUCAAAUGUUAAUGAUUCAAGCAAAGGAAUCAGAUAAAGAUUAUGAUGAAACGAUCAAAGAAUACAAGGAAAGUGUUAAAGAAGCUACUGAUAAAGCAUAUGAAGUUUGGGAUGAACUUCGAGAAGAAAUGCAUGGUGUUGCUUCACUUAUUUGUUAAUUAUACAUCCUGUUUUAUUAUAACAAAACACCAAUAAACGAUAUAUUUAUAUAUAUAAAAAAAAAGUACAGUAUUUUAUGUAUAUUAUCCUUGCUAUUAUUUACAUGCCAGUUGAUCGUAAUUCUUCUAAACGUUU
Cokeromyces recurvatus is the source of this 640-nucleotide messenger RNA. Its product is annotated as DNA repair REX1-B-domain-containing protein. The record is from RefSeq and is a predicted model, not a curated record. Bases 34 to 504 code for a protein of 156 amino acids. The transcript has 4 exons. Lineage: Eukaryota; Fungi; Mucoromycota; Mucoromycetes; Mucorales; Mucoraceae.